Messenger RNA from Capsella rubella, 2209 nucleotides. Its product is annotated as probable Ufm1-specific protease. The transcript has 13 exons. The record is from RefSeq and is a predicted model, not a curated record. The coding region runs from base 51 to 1988 and encodes 645 amino acids. NCBI's taxonomy places the organism in Eukaryota, Viridiplantae, Streptophyta, Magnoliopsida, Brassicales, Brassicaceae.
AAGUCCAAAAAAAAAAACUGAUUUUGCCUGUUUGGUUUGGAUCCGAGGAGAUGGUUCCUUCGAGCGAGACAGCGACCGUACGAGUCCUUUGCCAAAAGCUGCUUCUCUCAGAGAACCAACCUGGCAAUCUCCAAUGGCUCAUUGGUUCUCCAUUUUUCCCGCCUUUCACCGUCGUCUCCACCUUCCGAUGUAUCCAUCACUCUUCUGAUUUCCAGCAAGAAUCUGAUGAUCUGCGGAAGUUACUACCAAAAGGUUUUGAAGUCAUUGGGGGUCUCAUAGUUGGGGAUUCUGAUGCUGAGAAAAGUGCAUUUGAGGCAGUUAGAGCUGCUCGUAGAUUGCGAAAGCAUUUAUCUGAAGGUGGAGAGUUGGAUGAUGAAAAGAUUGUUGGGGCUAGUUGUGAUAUAAGAACUGGUACCAUUCACUUUUUCAUCUCUAAAAACGAAAAAGCAACAAAGCUAGAGCCUGUUGCUUCUGUUGUGUAUGAGGAUAAGUCUGGAAAGUAUUUAUGGGAGAAUGGUUGCUUGCUUCAAUGUGAGCUUCCAAUCAAGUUGCCCUUCUAUUUUCCCGCAAGCUCGCCUUCUGAUUCGAAGGAGAAGUUUUCAGAUGCAAUUGAUGCAGUGAUUACUCAGUUUAAAGAACCUUAUGCUGUAUACAUAGCCGAGACCUUAAACAAAUCUUCUGGAGAUGUUGCAAAGCCAAUUGUCCUCCGUGGUAAAGUUUUUGGUUUUGGUGCUGAUGCAUCAAACAUUAAUCGUCUUCCUGCUGCUGACCAAGUAUCUGACAUUAAAAUGUUGUCAUGUUCACAUUUUUGUCUGAAUAGCAAAACUGCUCCAGCAGUAAAUUCAGCUGAGAAUGCAGAUAAAAUCCACAUAUCUGUUCUUCUUAAUAGAUCUGAAAAAUUUCCAACCUCUGGUGCUCCUGUUGCUGAAUAUUUUCCAGCUAUGGAAGAAGCAAGGCUCAUUGUUGUUGAUUUGAAUCUUGAUGUACUUACUUAUGCACCCAAGGAUCUUCCACUAAUGCAUGCGGUCUCAAAUUUAGUUAUCCCUGCUUUGGUUGAUCAAUUAUAUUCCCUGAAGAAGAUUAUCUUACCAUAUCUCUUGAUGGAACAUCCUCAGUUGCGUAUAUAUCACUUCAAUCCACCUGGAGUAUUACAUCCAAUCACGACUAUAUACGAGCUUAACUACGGGGAGACUGAAAUGAAGCAAGUCGAUGUUAGAAAAUCUCUACACUUGAGGCUUGGUCUGCCACUAAAUCGUCCACUCCUAAGAACUGCUAAUGCCUUGGAUUUUUCUGUGAAUGAUGACUCUAGGAGCAACGUAAAGAAAAGGGGUUCCAUCUUGCUCAAAGAUGUGCACAUCGGAAUCCCUAGCAGUGGAGUCACGGAGGGUGUGUCAUCUCUAAUCCAAGGUUCAUAUGAGUAUUAUCAUUAUCUUCAGGAUGGCUUUGAUGACUCGGGAUGGGGCUGUGCUUACAGAUCACUGCAAACUAUCAUCUCCUGGUUCAGACUUCAGCACUAUACAUCCAUUGCUGUUCCUUCACAUAGGGAAAUACAGCAGACACUCGUGGAAAUAGGUGACAAGGAUACUUCUUUUGUAGGAUCACGCGAGUGGAUCGGAGCCAUAGAGUUGAGUUUUGUGCUAGAUAAACUUCUUGGUGUAAGUUGCAAAAUAAUGAAUUUUAGAUCUGGGUCAGAGCUCCCAGAGAAAUGCCGUGAGUUAGCUAUGCACUUUGAGAACCAAGGAACUCCAAUAAUGAUUGGAGGUGGGGUUCUUGCAUACACGCUACUGGGAGUGGAUUACAAUGAAGGAAGCGGGGAUUGCGCGUUCCUGAUCCUGGAUCCGCAUUACACAGGAAGUGAGGAUCACAAGAAGAUCGUGAAUGGUGGAUGGUGUGGGUGGAAAAAAGCAGUAGAUAGCAAAGGGAAGAGCUUUUUCUUGCAAAACAAGUUUUACAAUCUUCUUCUUCCUCAGCGUCCUAACAUGGUUUAAAUUAUAUCAUUGUCCUCCCUACAUACACCAACCAAUCAUAUCACAGUUUUACUAGUGUACUCUGGUCUACUACUUAGUCCUGAUAAUGCAAAACAUGGAGUUUUAGUUGCAGUUGAUAUUUUUUUUAUUUUUUUUUACGAGUUUGUGUUAUGGAAAAAGAAGUAAAUCCAAUGCAAACCAAAUUCAAGGAUAAGGUCAAUAGCUUAAUUACUUUUGACAAA